AUGGCAGAGAAUAGAAAAUCUCGGGCUGGAUUCUUUUCGCUUUGUCUUAAUACUGCACAGAAUCCAAAGACAAAACAUCUUAACUUUCGUAUAGAUGUGGCCGACAAACUUCUGGAAGAUUUUGCAUCCUUAAAAAUGACAAAGAAUGCAAUGCAGAACCUCAAAGGAAUUUUCCAGUUUUACAGGAGGGAUCAGCUUAAAGCUGUUAUUGACUGUUUUAAAGAUGUUCUGCAGACAAACCAUUACAAUAAGAAUGCUGUUGCUCACAUGAUCUCAGUUUAUCAAAGAUUACACAUGAACAGCAAAGCCAAGCAAUAUAAAGAUAUGCAAGAGAGGUUUGAGGAGCAGCGGGAAAAAAAUUGCGGAUCAGUCGGUCAUGAAUAUACUUGUGUUGGAAAUAUGGAACAAGACAACUUCUUGUUUGAGUAUUAUGAUGCUGAAGCUCUUGCGGAGCAUGGAAUCGCAUUCUUCAUGGAUUGUUACACAGAGGAAGAUGAAUGGGUCCGAGCUAAUCGUUCACUGAAAUUAUUUAUUGAUAGCUUAAAUUUAAUCAGAUCAGUAAAAGAAAAGGAACUUGAACAGCAGACUAAGAAUGAUGUACUUAACUUGGAGCUGGAGGUUAAAUAUUGGCUAGGUCAAUGUUAUCACAAAGUGUAUCAAGGAGUGUGGCGCAGGGAAAACACUGCCACACAGCCAGGUCACAGAGACUCAUACUGCGAGGGAAUACAGUGUUUAUGGGAUAUAACUAUGUCUGAUGUGGCCUCCCAGGAUUUGAAAGCAUGGACAUGGGCAUAUCUAGGAGUCUUUUUCUUUAAAAAGCCAAGACAGACCCCAAAACAUGUUCAGAAAUUUAUUGAAGAUCUGAAUAUCGAAAAAGAGUAUCAGAAUCCAGAAAUUUGCUUUGUAAGAGCACUUGAUAUGGAGAUCAUGGACCAUCGUUCAACAGAAAUCAGAAUACGAUAUGCCACCUAUCUACGUACCUCUAGGAAUCGGGACCAUCUCGAAAAGGCUAUUGACUUACUACGCGAAGCUUGGCAAAUCUGUCCAGAAGAUGGCAACUGGUUUGCAAAGACAAUGUUAUCUCAAGUAAAUAUGAAAAUGUACCGCUUACUUAAAAACAAAGUACAAUCCUCAGAUACUGUAAAAACAAAUCAGUCUGCGGGAUUGUUGCAUGAAGGUCCAACUGUAAAUUCUGAAGAGACAAAACAGUGUUUGGGAAAGCACAAUGAAGACAAUUGUGUAGAUUCUAAAAAUAUCGAGAGGUCUAUACAAAAGCCCAAUGAAGAUCUAGUUGUAGAUCCUGAAAAGUCAAAGCAGUGUGCGGAAAAGUCUUGUGAAAAGUUUCUUGAGGAUGCCAUAAAAUUUGGUGAGGAAGCUCUCCACAUAAACACAACUGCAAUGGAUUUGGCAAACAUAGCAGAAGCAUACUAUUUAAAAGGAUUAAAAAGUGAUGGCACUAUGGAUGCAGAAUCAGAUGAUGCAAUGCAGGCAGCUGAGUAUUUUUGGCAGGCUGUACAAUGUCUGGGUACUGAGAAAAAGCCAGAGAUUCACAAGAAACACGGAUUAUUCCUAAAGGCCAUAGGUGAAGACAGACAAGCCAUUGAAUGCUUCAAACGGGGUAUGGAGGUGGAUAUUCCAAACAGGCCUAUCGAAAAUUUUAAACAAUUAUUUGAGACAUUUCUUAAGAUGUAUAGUAAGGAAAAAGAAUUUCUUGAGUCAGAACAGGAAUCUCGCGAAACGGGACAGGAAUUCCGUGAAACAGGACAUGAAGAUGGUGAAACAGGACAGGAAUUUCGUGAAACAGGACAGGAAGUCUGUGAAACAGGACAGGAAUUCCAUAGCCAUGACCAGAGACAAAUCACACAAACAGAUGUAGCUGUUGAAGUAAUACAUGACCUUGAACUUGAUCAAGGCAUUCCGUCAACCACAGAUUCGUCCCAGUUUUUUGAUAACUCAUUAAAACCAAUCAAAGAUGCAAGCAAAUCAUGCAAGACAUGGACAUACAAACAGAACAUGCUCCUUUAUGAAAUGACCUAUUGGUAUCAAUAUGCAGCAAGGAACUAUGAGCGUAGGAAAAUCCUGGAGUCAACGAAAAAAUAUGUCCAAGACUUUCCACAGGAAAUGUCAAUGAUGCAUGCUUAUCUAGAACAGGACCCUGAUAGUGUAGACAGAAAUUCUCAGGCCGUGGGCAUCAUUCAAGACUCCCUAGAGGAAUCAGAAACAGAAGAAACCACGUUAAUUAAGGAUUUGUACAGACAGAAAGUGAUGUAUGCAAAAAGUCUGUUGGCAACUAAAAUGGAGAAAGAGCAGGAAGCAAACGUAGAAGAACGAGGAUCGCAUUGUAGCCAUUGCUGUCAGCCAUACCCUGAUCCUGAGAGACUGGUUCGUCAAAACUCUUUCAUCCCUGACAUUGUACCACAACCUCGUAACACGUAUUACAAGUAUGAUUUCUAUGUGAUAUUCUGUCAAUCUGAGAAAGAAUGGGUAUACUACUCCCUCCUACAAAAACUUGAGAAAUCUUACCAGUUUAAGGGUGCCAUACCAGAGCGGGACUAUCAACUUGGGUACAACAAGUUCACGGAGAUGGAGAGAUGUAUAAAGGAAAGUCUCAAAGUGUUGAUUGUUCUCUCGAGCAAUGUGGGCAGAACAGAAGAAAUCAAGAAUAAUUAUGAAAUAGAUUUUGCACUAUCGCUGCACCACAACAUGGCACGUGGACACAAUAUUAUCCCAGUCUUGAAAGAUGACUACUGUCUUCCCCCAAGACAGCUGAAUACUUUAGCUUGUGUAAAUGCCGUCCAGUCGAACGCCUGGGAAAGAAUUGUCCUGGCACUAGAAAGUAAAUAGUCACUGACAACGAGGUAAAGGCAACUGUCAAGUACCGAUGAAAUAGUAAUAAUAGUGGACCAAGUAUGGUUACAUAUUUAACAAAACAAGAAACAAGAUUAGAGGUGCUGUCCAUGACGGAAGAAAGAAUGUGAGGAAGUGUUUUGUGAUAAUAGACUUUACACAUGUUGGUUGGUGUAUGCAGUCUGAAAAUAGAGUGACUUUUACCAUUGUCAAAUUGAAUAGUGCAUUUAAUGAUAAUUCUCUCCGAUCUCGGUGACCUUUCACGACGUCAGUCAUGUGAGAAGAGAUGAAAUCACAACACCCACUGGGUAUAAAGGUUAUAAUUACAAUUCAUUUAUAUAGAAAACGAUUCAAUGACAUGUGGCUUUGUCUGAGAAACAAAGUGACAGAUGAUGUAGAGACAUAAUGAUUAACACUUUUACAAACACAGAAAAUCUGUUAGAAAACUUGUGUAAACAUUGCAAUAUCACUGACAAAAGAAAUAACAACUUCAAAGCGAUUUGAAAACGGUCAUCAGCCUGAAAGAAUUUUGAUGUUGUGCUGCCAAACAAUGAAACUUUAUGAUAGUGUGAUGGUCAACAUCAAAUAUUUUGAUGAUGACUCGCUAAACAGGAGAAUAUUUUGACAAUGUGUUUGCUGGGAACAUAUGGAUGAAACAUUUUGGUAAACAGUUGGUAUUAUGUUGGCCAAUAUUAAAACAUUCUGAUGACCCGCCAGACAGCAUCGGUAUAUAUUGAUGACGUUAUCCGACGGGAUUAUUUAUUAAUGUAGGAGAAUGUGGUUUUUCAUGUUUCAUUCAAAAGCUAGGAAACCUUUUGCACUCAAAAUUAUGGAGACAUGUUUCGUUCAAUAGCUGUGGGACAUGUUUCAUUCAAAAGCUAGGAGACCUUUUGCACUCAAAAUUAUGGAGACAUGUUUCGUUCAAUAGCUGUAGGACAUGUUUUAUUCAACAGCUAGGAGA
This is a messenger RNA of Ylistrum balloti, 3808 nucleotides long. RefSeq lists its product as uncharacterized. Bases 1 to 2844 code for a protein of 947 amino acids. Lineage: Eukaryota; Metazoa; Mollusca; Bivalvia; Pectinida; Pectinidae. The transcript has a single exon. Gene Ontology annotation, molecular function: protein binding. The record is from RefSeq and is a predicted model, not a curated record. Gene Ontology annotation, biological process: signal transduction.